Molecule: messenger RNA, 1260 nt
Organism: Paramecium octaurelia
Lineage: Eukaryota; Ciliophora; Oligohymenophorea; Peniculida; Parameciidae
Source: the annotation of a GenBank genome assembly
AUGAUCGAAGAAUUUCACAAAAGACUUCAUGAAAAUAUUGAUCUAUCUCCAUUAUUGGAAGCACUCAAUCAAAUACCAUAAUUACCAGCAAUUGAUUACCAUCCAUAAUUAAAUGAUGAUGAAAUUUAAUUAUUAACAAAAAUCCUAGAUCUUCAAGAAUAGAUUAGAUAAGAUAAAUUGUCAUCUAAGUUGAUUGUUGAAUUCAAAUAAUUGAUCGAUCAAAUUACUCUCAAAGAAUCUAUGUUUUAUUUAAGCUGCAUUGAACAAUUCGAGAAACACGUCAAAAAUUUAGAUUAUCAUUCCUAACAUGAGAUUUCCAAUUGGUCCUUAUAACAUCUAUCAAUCUAAAAAGUUUAAUGGAUUUUAAGCAAUUGCAUUUUAUUGCCAGAAUUGAAUUCUACAAUGAUUCAAAAAUUCCGAUAGUUAAUUCUCAAUCAACUAGACUUAAUUCAACCAGAAGAAUCAGCUUUGGAUUAAGUUCUAUUUCAAUCUAGUAAUAUCCAAGUAUUUGUUUCAGAUGGUCAUCUAAUUCUUAAAUCUAAUUAUCACAUCAAUAGACAGAGUGAAAUGAUUAAUAUUCUCGUUGGAUUUCUUACAUAUUUUGAUUACAUCAAUAUUGAUAUCUAAGACUUCUUAAUAAAAACAAUAUCUUAAAAAUACAGGUAGCAUUUUAUAGCUUUAUAGAACCCAGUUUUUGAUGAAGUGAAGAUGAUGGAGAAAUAUGGAAAAUAAAUAAAAUAAUGUUUAGAAUAGGCGAAUCUGUCAGAAAUAAUUGACAAAUAAUAUCAAUUUACACAAUUGGAUAAGUUGAAGUAGAACUUAAUAAAAUUUAAAAACUAAUAUGUAGAAGCUAUUGAGAAAUUACAAUUCAAAUAAUAAAAAUAAUAAAAUUGGAAUUUGGGGUUUUUCAAAUCCAAAAUAGAAACCACCUAGAAAAUACCAAAUUAAAUAUUUGAUUAAUUGCAAACAGAUUGGAAAACCUUAGACACCUUCUUGAAAAACAACACAGAUAAAAAUGAAUAAAUAUAUCAACUUAUUUUUGAUCACAUCAGAUUAUUGGAUGUAUGUUUGGAUUACAAAGAAGUGCAGCAUAAUUUUUAAUCUCUAAACUUUUAUGUCACAAUUUAUACCUAAAUUGACUAACAAUUGAUUAAGUUGUUGCAUAAUUGGAAAAACGAAUUGUUAAUAGAUUACAUUUAUAACAUUAAAAUAAAAUUAAGACAUUAUUCAUUUUAAGCUAGCGAAUUUAUUGAUAUUUGA